AUGAUCACUCAUAAUAAUUCCAUAAAUAACAAUAAUAAUAAUAAUAAUGAUGAUGAUAAUAAAAUAAUUAGAGAAGAUUCACUCCUCAUGUGUUCAUUAGAUUAUAAAAUAGAAAAUGAAAGUAAUAAUAAAGUUAAUAAAAAACAGUUGAAAAAAAAAAAGAAAAAGAAAAAGAAAAAUAAUAAUAAUAAAAUAUAUAGCUCUAAUAUAAGCAUUAUUAAUAUAGAUAAGGAAGAAACCAAAAGUAAUAAUAUAGAUGAUAAUGUAAUAAAUGUAAAUACGAAUAAUUCUAAUAUAAUCAUAGAUAUAAAUAAAAAUAAUAUUGUAGAUAUAGAGGAAUUUCCUAAAAAAGAAGGUGAUAUAUUAUAUAAUACAACAGACGAUAAUUAUGUAAAGACCAAGUAUAUACAACCAUCCUCAUUUAAUAUAAAAGAUAAUCUUGAAGAUAAAAAUAUAUAUGAAUAUGAUAAGUAUGGAAAAGAAAAUAUAUAUAAUGAUAAUGAUGACAUGGAUAAUAAUAAUUAUUAUUAUAAGUAUGAUGAUAUUGUGCAUGAAGAGGUAUUAGAAAUACAUGAUAGUAAAAAAAAAGAACCUAGCGAUGAUACCAAAAAAGAUAAUAUAAUAAAAAGUAAGAAGAAAUUGAAAAAUAAUAAUAAUAAUAAUAAUAAUAAUAAUGAAAAGAUAAAUAACCUGAAAGAUAUAUUUGUGGAUCAACUAAAAAAAAAGAAUCAAAUUUUAACACAGAAAUUAAGAAAUAAAGAAUAUGAAAAAAACAAACUACAAGAAAAGGUUAAAGAUAUUGGCUUAGAAUUAUACAGAUUAAAUAAAGAAAAUGAUGUUUUAAAAAAAAAAGAAAAAGAAUUGGAUGUGUCCUUAGAAUAUAUUUAUGAAGAACAAAAUAAAUAUAAUAACGAAAAUAUAGAAUUGAGCGAUAUAUACAAUUGUGAUAUUUGUAGUUUAAAAAAAGAGAUAACUAAUUUUGCUGAUAUUUAUAAAAAAUAUAAUAAUAAAUUGUUAGAAUUAAAUAAUAUAAAAAAAUAUUCAGAAUACAUCUUGGCAAAUACCAAAGUAGGGCAAAAUAUUAUCUCUUCUAGAGUUCAUAAUAAUGAAACAAAUGAUAUAGCACACAAUAAAAUUAAUAAAAAAGAUAAUUUACUUAAUAAAAUGAAUUAUCAAAUUAAUGAUCUAUUAAAUGAUAUAAAUAUUAAAAAGGAUAUGAUUGUACAUGAAGAAAGACAAAUACAAAAUAAGAAACAAUUAAUACAAGAAGAGAAAAAAAAUUUAUUACACUUCAAAGAUGAGAAAAAUAAAAUUAUGAAUAAACUUAAUAAUUCAUUAUAUCAAAUAAAAAAAAGAGAUGAAGCUAUAAGUAAAAUGAAUACCCAACUAAAUAUUGUAAAAAUUAAUAUUCUAGAAAUGGAAAAAAAAUAUGAAAAUUUAUGUAAAGAAUAUAAUAAUGAACUAGAAAAUAGAGAUAAAUUAUUACAUGAAUUAAAUAUAUUAAGAAAUGAUAUGUCUAAAUUAGACAAGAAAAAAAAUGAAAUACAUAAUAAAUAUAUGAAUCUAUUAAAAGAAAAUCAAGAUAUAAAAAAUAAUAUUAUUAAUGAAAAAGAUUUAUUAUUAUCUCUAAGAAACGAUAUACAUAUCCUAUCUAAAAAUAUAAAAGACAAACAAAAUGAUAUAAAGAUAAUCAAAGAUAAUAUAAAUAAGAAUAUAGAUAAAAUUAUACAUAUGUAUACUGAACAAAUUAAUAUAACUCACUUCUCAUCAAAAUUAAAAAAUGAUGUUGCAUCGCUUAAUGAAAAUAUUACAAAAAAAGAAAAUGAUAAGGAAAAUUAUAAAAAUCAUAUAAUUAGAAUAAAAAUACAGCAUAUGUUACAACGAACUAAGAUGGAAAACAUGAAAAAAAAAGCAGAUAAACUUAAUCAAGAAUAUGAUGAAAAAAAUGAAAUAUUAGAAAAAUAUAAUCAAACCAUAAAAAAAAAUCAUUAUCUUAUUGAAAGUAGACAGAAUGAAGUGGAUAGGUUAAAUGAACAAUAUGAUAAGAAAAAAAAAAAAAAAAUGGGUGACGAGCAAUAUGAUCAUAUAAAGAACAAUAAUAAUAAUAAUAAUAACACGAACAAUAAUAAUAAUAACAACAAUAAUAGUAAUAACAACAAUAAUAAUAAUAACAAUAACAACAAUAAUAAUAAUAAUGAUUGUUCUUUUUUUAUCGUACCUGCUACACUCGAAAUGAAAAUUCAAAAAUUGAAUAAACAGAACCAAGAUAUACAAAAAAGCAGUAGAUUGCUGGAAAAAGAAUGGUUUAUAAAACAAUCCGAAUUAAUAGAUAUACAAAAUGAAAAUAAUAAAAUGAAUGAAGAAAUAUGUAAAUGCAAAGAUCUGUGUCUUAUAUUUGAUCAAAAAAAAAUCGAACUUGAAGAAAAUUAUAAAAAUAUUUUUGAAUUUAUUAAAAAGGUUAAUAAAAAUAUCACAUAUAUCAGAUUACAUUUAGAAAAGUUCGCUUUGAAAAAUAAAGAAACCUUAGAUAAAAUAGAAUAUAUUGAAAAUGAUUUACUUAUAUGGAAAGAGAAUAUUAAUAAUAAAAAUGAAGAACAUAAAAAUAAAAAAGAAUAUUUAACAUCACAAAUUAAUCAUCUAAAAAAAGAAAAAGAAAAUUACCAACAAAAUAUACUAAAUUAUGAAAAUCAAAUACUUUCAUUAGAACAAGAAAUUAUAGAUAAAAAAAAAUUACAACAAAUUGUUAAAGAAUAUUUAGAAAAUAAAGAUAUCAUGCAAUUAAAAAAAGAUAUUACAAAUAAAAAUAAUAUUUUUGAUAAUAUUAAAAAACAGCAAAAUGUUAUUCUGUCUAAUAUUAAAAUAGCUCUGAAUAAAAGAAACGAUUUAGAUAAUAAAAAAGAAUUUUGUCAAAAAAAUUUUGAUAUGGGAAAAAAUAUUUCUUUUAAAAUACAACAUCAAAUUGGUUUAAUAAAAAAAAGUCUUAAAUCACUUAAAAAUAAAAAAGAAAAUUUAACAAAUACUUAUAAUGAAAUCAUUCAAUUAUAUGAUAAUCUAGUAAAAGAUAUACAACAAGAAAAAAAUAAUCUAGAUAACCUAAAUGAAGAUUAUAAUAUAUAUGAAGCUAUAUACCACAUCUUAUCAUUUGAAAAAAAACAUAGAUUCCAAGAAUUAUUGAAAUUUCAAAAUGCACUAAAAUAUGGAUUAAACAAUAAUAGUUUAAAAAAUGCUGAUCAUAAAAAAUAUACGGACAUCAAAAAAAAAUGUGCAACUUAUAAAAAAAAAAUUUCAAAUAUUAAAAAGAUAUUACAACAGAUUGAAAGACCAAAAGAUAAUUAUAUUAAAUUUAUUGGGUAUAUACAAGAAUGGAUAGUUCACUAG
Molecule: messenger RNA, 3378 nt
Organism: Plasmodium reichenowi
Lineage: Eukaryota; Apicomplexa; Aconoidasida; Haemosporida; Plasmodiidae
Exons: 1
Coding region: 1-3378 (1125 amino acids)
Biological process (GO): axoneme assembly
Cellular component (GO): cytoplasm
Source: RefSeq, a predicted model, not a curated record